UUCAGGUUGGAAAUGAGGAGACAUUUCUUCUCAGAAAGAGCAGUCAGGCAUCGGGAUGGGUUGCCCAGGGAGGUGGUGGAGUCACCGUCCCUGGGGGUGUUCAAGGAAAGGUUGGACGGGGUGCUGAGGGACAUGGUCUAGCAGGCGACAUUGGUGGUAGGGGGAUGGUUGGACCAGGUGAUCUUGGAGGGCUUUUCCAGUCUUAACAGUUCCCUGACUCUGUGAUUUCAGGGAUGGCGUGAAUACAGCUGGAGGCAGAUGUGACAGGGUGAACAGAGGUUUAGGGGUGAGAGAAUGGGAGAUGGACAUGACAGGAGACCAAGGAGGUGACACAGUGGAAGCAGGAGAGAAGAGUUUAAAUUUAGGGGAAGAUGAGGCAAGGAAGGGAACUGAGAUUUGAAAAUCCUAAAUUCUCUCAGCAAAAACAGUCUGGACAGGAUCCUCACUCCUGUAUCCCCAUGUAUCCGAUGCCUCAGAGCACUGGCCGUGCUGCAGUUGGUGAGUGAGGGCACUGAGCAGAGGUGCAGCCUUCUCAAGUCAGUUCCUCAUAUGUAGGCGUUAUAGUGCCUGGCAGCCUUUCUGCAGGAUGCAUGGCAAAGGACAGGACUAAGGAGGAGUUUGAAGGUAGCUGGUAAAGACAUCGCAGAGUGCAGGGCACUGGAGGAUGGAGAACAGAAGCACUCGUGUUAAAGUCUUGCAAAUGGAUGGUGGAGGUUGGCCUUGCGGGAGGCUGAUGGUAGCGGGAGCUGAACUCUCCAUGGUAAAGGAAGGUAGGUGAAGGUAGUCCCUGAGGUCUUGGGAAAUGAAGACGAGCAGCUUGAGUCUGCUGUGGUGAGAGGAGCUGGCAGAUGGGAGCACCGUGGGUGUCAUGUCAGUGUAAUGAGCUGGAAAAAUGCAAUUUGCGGUAGUGUUCUAGUGGAUGCUAGCAGGGCAAGACUGCUCCUGGAGGACAGAGGAAAGCACGCUGCAGCAAUCACAGUGCAAGGUGACUGGGGCAUGGGUGAGAUCUGCGCCUGUUUUCAAAGCUUGAAAAGCCAUAUGGAGCCAUUAAAGCCUAACCACGUGAUUAAUACCUGUGAUCAGAAUCUGAACCGAUGCUGUGAAAUAAUAGAAAUGAACUCUGUGAUUCAAGGGCAGCUCUUCACAAUCCUCAAUGAAACGUCUCAAGAAGGUGGGCAUUAUGCAGGUGUAGAAACAAUAAAAACUCGUCUUCUGCCAUGGCUAGGAACUUGUUUUUCCUGUGCUGCUUCAGGAGGGCUCUUUGAAAGUGGCCUCUCUUUCAUUCAGGAUUCAGUUGAGAAAGAGAGGCAGCUGAGGCAACUGGCCACCAGUCAGACUUUUCAGCUGCAAGAGCUUCAGGAAGAACUCACUUCAACACGUCUAGAGCUCAACCAUGUGCAACAAGAUCUGAAGGAUUCCCGUGCCCGAGAGGAGGACUCUCUGAGGAAGUUAGAUCGUUGGAAUGAUUAUGAGCAGCAGAUUCAAAUGCUGCGGGAUGAGAUUUCUAUCCUGGAUGCCCAAAAGUCUGUUCUCCAGAGCAGACUUGCGCGGAGCCGCUCUCCUUCCCCGAGACGCAGCAGGUCGCCCAGUCCGCUUCCCCUGAGGAGCUGCUCACCUGGCCGAGCCAGGCGGACCAACGCUUCCCGUCACGCCUGCCUUGUAGCUCGCUUCGGUGACAUCUAUGCUCACGAACGCUUGGAUGCAGAGACCCUUCUGAGGACAUACAUCGCUGACAAAGAGAUGGUGCAGAGGAUAAUAUACACUGCAGCUGUGGAGUCUUUCCAAGCAGCAAAGAUGGCCUACAGGCAAUUCAAAAUGCGUGUAAGAAAGACUCUGUCUUUAGGUCACACAGGGCUUGAGUCACUUGAAGACACUGUCCUGGAUUAUAUAGUUCGCCAUGAGGAUCUAUACGAUGUUCAAGCCAGUGUCAAUGAAGUAAUUCGCUCCAUGAACACGAACCCAAAGAUUUCAUUCCCACCAGAAGUCGAUUUCAUUGUGAUCAGCAGUUUGAUUCGAGAGCUCUGCCGUGUGGCUUUUUCAAUGCAGACCCUCAUCCCUCCUCUUGAUAUUGCCUUUGGUUUGGAUGGCGAGCUCUUCAGUGAGACUAAGUACCAUCGUAGUUUUGACUCUGAUUUCACAGCUGCUUUGGUGUCCUAUCAUGUAUGGCCUGCUCUGAUGGAAAAUGAUGUUGUAAUUGUGAAGGGAGAGGCAGUCACCAAAAGAGGAGCUCUGUGGUCUCGCAGGAGCAGAAGUAGAAGCAGAAGCCGGAGCCGUAGCGUGAGUCCUCUUCUAUCUCAUCUAUCUCGAAGCCGCAGUCCUUCACCACUGAGGAGCGGAAGCACAAGACAUUAGGAUAACUGGAUAAGUUUCUGUGAUUCUGUACAUCUGGAUCCAUCAACUUUGCCGGUGCCUUCUCCUCUUCAAGGAAUACCUCAAAUGUAACAAUGUGAAUGGCAAUUGUCCCUCCAAAAGGAGCGUUAUAUGUUGUGUGUUUUUUGUGUGUUUUUGUUAUUAUAGAAGGCUUACUUAGGACUUUAGAAAUUAAUUCAGCCCUUCUGAUUUGAACAAAACAACAACAAAAAAGUGCAUGCAAUACAGGGUUGUACUAAUUAUCAAAGUUUACAGAGCACUGAGGUACCCAUGCUGUAAUCUUAUGGAUGGAGAUAGAUUUAUUGCAUCUAGAAUGGCUUCCCUAGAUACCAAAUGAUACAGUUUGACAGGAUGUUUAAUGUAACCUAAAUGGUGAAUGUUACAGAAUGUUGAGGUUAGCUGUUAACUUGAAAACAAUUUAAUUAUCUGGUGCUUAUUUACAGUUUUAGAAAGCAGCAACAAUCUUGCGAUGUGCAAGUCUCAGCAUCCUUUGAAGUAUCUCUAAGUAAUCUUCAGUAAUCUGAAUUUUCUAGCUACAAUGCAAAACUCACACAGAAUAGUGAUAAACUACCAAUACUCCAUCAGUCCCCAGGACUUUAUUGACUUUUACUUUAGAAAGCAUGGAUAUGUGGUUGUAGCAAAGCAGUAAUAGUCCUUGUUAAAUUCACUGCUACUUACAUUUUUAUAUUCAUUUCUAAUUUGGACCUUAAAGUAUUCUAAAAAUGUGCCAAUGACUACAUGUAGGACUGAAAUAUUUUCUUGAGGUAGUCUAUUCAGUAUUGCUUUUGGUGGACUUCAUACCAGCCUGAUAAAUUAGUAGUUCCUAUAAACACAGUCAAAAAACUUGUCCAGUUGUCACUUACUGUGGGCAUUUAUCACAUCUUAAAUGUAAAAAUUGAAGACCUGAAAAGGUCUUUAAUUCUUCCAUUUUAAAACUGGUUGUUCCACUUGUAAAAGUUGAUUUUAAGACCAGCAUGUUUGUUUUCCGGAGAACUGAUAGUCUUUCUCU
Molecule: messenger RNA, 3379 nt
Organism: Oxyura jamaicensis (ruddy duck)
Lineage: Eukaryota; Metazoa; Chordata; Aves; Anseriformes; Anatidae
Gene: SPATA18
Product: spermatogenesis associated 18
Exons: 12
Coding region: 880-2352 (490 amino acids)
Biological process (GO): mitochondrial protein catabolic process; mitophagy by internal vacuole formation
Cellular component (GO): mitochondrial outer membrane
Source: RefSeq, a predicted model, not a curated record